GGACCACGCACUUCUUUCCCACCGUGAACUCCAGCCGUUGCAGAGGCCACAGCCAAAGCAUGGCGAGCCAACCUACGAAAAACUGGAUUCCCGUGUACAAUUUCUACUGGCCACCCGACGCCAUCCCACUCGGCCAGGUGGUUUCCAACCCCCAGUGUGUGCAUCAACCUCUUGCAUCCACGCUCGACUUCCACGUCCCCAUCGACACACCUAUCCACAUCGAGAUCGAAAUCGAAAGCCCGUUCCGAAGAGCCAUUACCAAGCAAAAGAAGCAGCACAAGGUGCACGUCGGAACCCCAAGUUUCGUGCCUCAAGGCAGCUUGAUCCGAAUAUGGCAUCGCGUAACGGGCGGCAUUGAAUGGGGGCGCGAGGAAAAGGACGAAAUCGAAUUUACCAAGAUGCAAAGACGCUCUUUUACUCCCAGCGAGGCCUUUGCGAGAAGACUGAUCGGCGAGCACGAGGUCCACGAAUUCUUCAAGAAGUGCAAGUAUAGGAAGUCGGUUUUCGUAGUAACUGGCGUAAUGACCGGUGAGGAGGGGAAUAUCGUGCACAAGAGGUUACGGAAAUUACUGGGCCGGCUGCCGGUUGUGUUCUCCGCAGACAUCCAGCUUCAGCGGAAUGAGAAAUUUGCCGUUCAUACGCCCGUAGUGUUGGCUUAUAAGCUGUGUAUGAUCUCGCUGAAGGCUCCAGGUGCAAUGCCAGAGACGAAGGAAUUCGUGAAGCGGGCGCAAUGGUGAGGAGCUCUCGAUUUCCAAUAGCU
Messenger RNA from Trematosphaeria pertusa, 760 nucleotides. RefSeq lists its product as uncharacterized. The coding region runs from base 60 to 737 and encodes 225 amino acids. Lineage: Eukaryota; Fungi; Ascomycota; Dothideomycetes; Pleosporales; Trematosphaeriaceae. The transcript has a single exon. The record is from RefSeq and is a predicted model, not a curated record.